AGCAGCAGCAGCAGCAGCGACGCGCAGACCGGAAGCGUCCUGGCAGCCUCCACCGUGCUAAACAGUUAGCGGAGCGUCUCUGCCGCCGCGUGACAGCCAGCCAGACCUGCCCACUUGGACUCUGGUCUGAUCGGAUUCCGCAGACGUUGACCGCCGAGUUUUCCUUAUCGAGUCGCGGUGUUUGUGGAGCAGACGACCGGGAUGGCCACCCUGGAGAAGCCGUCUCCCGGCAGGGUGUCGCUGGACGACACGGUACCUCUGACUGCGGUGAUCGAAGCCAGCCAGAACCUCCAGUCCCACACGGAGUACAUCAUCAAAGUGCAGAGAGGAGUGUCUGCAGAGAACAGUUGGCAGGUCAUUCGACGUUACAGUGAUUUUGACGUUCUGAACAGCAGUCUGAUGGUGUCAGGGGUCAGCCUCUCUCUCCCUCCUAAGAAGCUGAUCGGGAACAUGGACCGGGAGUUCAUAGCUGAGAGGCAGAAGGGACUACAGGCGUACCUGGACUCCAUUACCCAGCAUCCCCUGCUGUCCACCUGUGAGCUGGUCAAGAAGUUUCUUGACCCAAACAACUACAGUGCCAACUAUACAGAGAUCGCUCUGCAGCAGGUCUCCAUGUUUUUCAGGUCAGACCCGAAGUGGGAGUUGGUUGAGCCUCUGAAAGACAUUGGUUGGAGAAUCAGGAAGAAAUAUUUCUUAAUGAAAAACCGAGAGCUGCCGAAAGAGAGACAACUGCUGAGCUGGGUGGACCUGGGUCCUGAUAUGUUCCUGUCAGACAAAGACCUGCAGUCUGCCAUGAAGCUCCUGACCACUCUGUCUAACCCGUAUAUUUACCCUUUGCUGUUUGCAAGCACCAACGAGUCCUCGGCUCUGGUCAUCAGACCCUUUAACGACAAAGGAACUCUGAGAGACAACAUCUACAAGGUGAAAGCAAAAGAUUCCUUCCUGAAGAAAUACAGUAAGGCGAGGAAGAUCCAGGGUCUUGAGCUCCAUCACAUCAAACAGUAUGGGAGACAGAUACUAGAGGUGCUGAGGUUCCUCCAUGAUAGAGGUUUUGCCUUUGGUCACCUCCAUGCCUCCAAUGUGGUCCUAGAGGAGAACAUGUGCAGACUUCUGGACAUGGAGAACAGCCUGCUAGGACUCCCCAGCUUCUACAAAAACUACAUCACCCAGUUCAGAAAGAUUAAUACCAUGGAGAGCAUUGAUGUUUACUCCUUUGGUCAUUUACUCUACGAGAUGGUCUACGCACGAGCUCCAGACACAGUCCCUGUAGACCACUACACUGAUGUACCCUACCCUUCUGUAGUAUCAGUGCUACAGUCCAUUCUGUCAACUGAAGCGUGUAAAACUGGAAUGCCAACAGUAUCCCAACUCAUCCAGACACCACUCUUCAGUGAUGUCCAGCUAGAGCACGCUGACAAGCUCCAGUUUAAGAUCCCCACCAAACUGAAGGAGGCGCUGAGGACCGCCAAGGAGAGCCUGGAGAGGAGGCUGCAGGAGGAGCAGAGAGUGUUCCACCAACACAGACGUCUCACCAGAGCCCAGUCUCACCAUGGCUCUGAGGACCAGAAGAAGAGGAGAAGGAUUCUGGCCAGGAAGAAAUCCAGACAGUCAGCAUAUGAAAAUGAAGAAGACGUUUCUGUCAGAUACAACAAUAACGCUGCAGGUUCUGGAACCAGCUCCCCUUUAAUUUCCCCCUCCUCUCCCGUCCCUCCACCCACCACAGGAGCCAACACUGCCCCUCCUCCUCCUCCUCCACCUCCUCCUCCCUGCAGCCAGUCAGGGGAGCAGCCUGACUCCUCCUCCUGCAACGGGGUUGGUGCUCGUGCUGCCCUGCUCAGCUCCAUCCAGACCUUCAGUAAGGUCAACUUGAGGAGUGCGGAGACCGUCGACUGCAGUAAACCAAUCAUCUGACAUCAUCACAGCUGGAGACCUGGGGUCACCAUACAGACCCCGCCGCAUGGCCGAACUCAAUAACAAACCCCCCAAUGCGCACACACACACGCUCACACACACACACACACACACACACACACACACACACACACACACAGAUGUGGAAAAAAAUACUGACGCUGCUUUUGCUUUAAACUGUUGUGUUGAGAAAGAACACCAGAAUUUAACCCUCGGCACAGUCAACCUGACUCCACCCACAACCAUUUCAGUCAGACUCCGCCCCCAUCAGGCGCGGUCUGGCUGGGAAUGUUCCAGAGCAUACAGAGUUACUGCCAGGUCAGUUCAACAAAGUGAAGAGAUGGUCAGCAGCCUGCAGGGGGCAACCAGACACCACACAGGCAGCUCAGAACUGCAGCGCACAGGACCCAAAACAAGAUGGCUGCCUGGUUCUGUCAACAGCUGCACUCGCUUAAGACUUGUCAGUGC
Lampris incognitus (smalleye Pacific opah) is the source of this 2379-nucleotide messenger RNA. RefSeq names its product PX domain containing serine/threonine kinase (gene pxk). Gene Ontology annotation, molecular function: ATP binding; phosphatidylinositol binding; protein kinase activity. Gene Ontology annotation, biological process: endosome to lysosome transport; protein phosphorylation; protein targeting to lysosome. Gene Ontology annotation, cellular component: early endosome; extrinsic component of endosome membrane; late endosome. Lineage: Eukaryota; Metazoa; Chordata; Actinopteri; Lampriformes; Lampridae. The coding region runs from base 202 to 1911 and encodes 569 amino acids. The transcript is spliced from 18 exons. The record is from RefSeq and is a predicted model, not a curated record.